Ustilaginoidea virens is the source of this 1197-nucleotide messenger RNA. RefSeq lists its product as uncharacterized. The record is from RefSeq and is a predicted model, not a curated record. NCBI's taxonomy places the organism in Eukaryota, Fungi, Ascomycota, Sordariomycetes, Hypocreales, Clavicipitaceae. The transcript has 2 exons. Bases 1 to 1197 code for a protein of 398 amino acids.
AUGGCUCCCGGAGCCUUUGACCUUUUCGACUUUGACUCUCAUCUCUCCGACUUUGACAGAGCCUCUUUGUACGGGGGUGCGGCCUCGCCUUUCAUCAGUUUCCCCUAUAUCCAAGGUGCCCUAGCCUGCGUCGACCAGAAUGGCAGUGUUCCGCGGUUCGGCAUGCACCCCAGCAACUUCCUCUCGUCUAGCAGCUGGUGUGACGGCCAGUCGCACGUACGUACUGCUGGGUCAUUCUUGUCUCCAAACCAAUUCCGCAACAACUUCGUUCCUCCGGCCUCUGUCUCGACGGUGUCGAGCAUCUCUGCUGCUGAGCCUGAUCCGGCACUCACCGGACAGAACAUCUUCCAUGAUGGAAGCAAUGGCGCAAGCAAGGCUAGUCUAUCGUUCUCUCAGUCCUGCCAGACGGAUGACUUGUUUAUCCCAGCAUCUUUGCAGCCUGCCGACGUUGAUGAUAGAUGGCCAAUCAACUCUUCCUUUGCAACAGCUUUUCUCGGCAUUGGCUGGGGAUUCGAAGAAUCGACCCCUCAUGACUAUCCCCCGUCCAUACCCAACACGGUCGCCUUCUUGCCUACCUCCAUCUCUCAACCUAUGGAGGAGUCAUUGCCCGGCGCCAGCUCAACCAGCGCAAACUUCGGUGGCUCCAACUCUGACCGCUGUGCCAAGCAGGGGUGGGACGAGACUGUGAAAAACGGCAAAACGAACCAGAUUCGUGCCGAAAUCCAGGGCACUGCAUCGCUCGAGAAAAGCAACAAGCCUUCGUUGCCCAGGAACCCCAACAAGCCAGGGAAAGGACCCAGGCUCUUCUGUGACUGCAAGGAUCAUCCGAACGGAUUCCGCGGUAAGCAUGAGCUUCGACGUCAUAUCGAGGCUCGGCAUAAGCGUAUCAAGAAGUACGUCUGUCGCGACCCAUCAGCGGCCGGUAUUGCCUUGUCUGCUCCGGUCAUCGUACCAUUCGCCAAUUGUGGACCUUGCUUGAGUAAGAAGCAGUACGCUGCUAACUACAAUGCUGCCGCUCACCUCCGUCACGCACACUUUACGCCCAAGCCUCCCCGCGGAAAGAAGAAGGGACCCAAUGAUGGGAGAUGCGGCGGAAAAGGAGGCGGUACCUGGCUUACAAUGGCGGAGUUGAGGCCUUUGAUAAAAGUCGUCAAGCAUGAGCAAGGCCCCAGCGCCGACGCAUUCGCGCAUUUGUGA